Messenger RNA from Bufo bufo (common toad), 2058 nucleotides. Its product is annotated as src substrate cortactin-like. Gene Ontology annotation, biological process: regulation of actin filament polymerization. The record is from RefSeq and is a predicted model, not a curated record. Lineage: Eukaryota; Metazoa; Chordata; Amphibia; Anura; Bufonidae. Gene Ontology annotation, molecular function: actin filament binding. The transcript has 18 exons. Bases 146 to 1789 code for a protein of 547 amino acids. Gene Ontology annotation, cellular component: actin filament; cortical actin cytoskeleton; site of polarized growth.
UCACGUAAGAGAGGAACUAUGACAGCAGGAAAUCUAUAAAGACGGAACAAUUGCCACCUACGGUACAUAGCAUAAAAAAGAAAGAAGCUUAAAUACUGCAUACUAAAAAAAAAGAAGAUUUCAUACAAAAAAGCAAGUAAACACAAUGUGGAAAUCGUCUGCGGGACACAAUGUCACAGUGGCUGAUGUUGCAGGAGGUGAUGACUGGGAAACUGAUCCAGAUUUUGUGAAUGAUAUAACAGAAGAAGAGCAGCGGUGGGGGGCAAAAACCAUACAAGGAUCUGGUCGUCCACAGCAUGUAGACAUAAAGGAAUUAAGAAGCAAUGUAUCUAAAGAGCACGAGCAACUGAAGAAAAAAGAAUUUGAGCAAGGCCCCAAAGCAUCUUAUGGAUAUGGUGGACAAUUUGGAACAGAGAGAGACAGGAUGGACAAGACUGCACUGGGGCAUGAUUACAGGUCAGAUGUGGUGAAGCAUGCCUCUCAGACAGAUGCAGCUAAAGGUUUUGGUGGGAAAUACGGUGUCCAGAAGGAGAGAUGUGAUAAGUCUGCAGUUGGUUAUGAUUAUAAGGGUCAAACAGAAAAGCAUUCAUCACAGCAAGAUCACUCCAAAGGUUUUGGAGGACGUUUUGGGGUUCAGACUGACCGUGUGGACAAGUCUGCCUUAGGAUUCGAACAUAAGGAGCAGUUAGAGAAGCAUUCAUCCCAGCAAGAUCACUCCAAAGGUUUUGGAGGACGUUUUGGGGUUCAGACUGACCGUGUGGACAAGUCUGCCUUAGGAUUCGAACAUAAGGAGCAGUUAGAGAAGCAUUCAUCCCAGCAAGAUCACUCUAUAGGAUUUGGGGGGAAAUUUGGGGUACAAAAAGAUAGACAAGAUAAAUCCGCUCAUACCUGGAGUCACAAAGAACAAGUACAGCUUCAUGAAUCUCAGACAGACUAUGCAAAAGGGUUUGGAGGUCGUUAUGGUGUGCAGACUGACCGUGUGGACAAGUCUGCUUCAGGCUUUGGUAACAUUGAUUCACCUAGCUCUGCCUAUGAGAAAACACAGCCCCUGGAAGCCAUGACAAGUGGAGCUCAGAAUCUAAGAUCUCGUUUUGAGAAUAUGGCUAAAGUGUCAGAGGAGGAAAAUCGCCAGAAAGCAGAGGAAGAGAGGGCCAGGAGACAGAAGAAAGAUGAGAAGGAACGAGAGGCACAAGUAAAUAAGGAGUCUCAAUGUAAGUCAGACAUUGAUCAGUCUCAGAAGCAGCCAGUUCCAGCCCCUGUCCCAAUUCCUCGUAUUUCUGUGACCCCACAAACUCCGGAAAAAGAAGAUUCUGAGUAUGAGGCACCUCCAGCUCUUCCACCCAGACUCCCUGAAAUGAGGAUUGAUACUGUCUCCACUCCAGAGGAAAUAUCUAUUCAGGAUGACACUUAUGAAGACAUUUCUGUGCCUCCCCCCGAUACAGAAGAUGAUUAUGAGGCCAUUCCAGAUCCACCACCAAGGCUGGAGGAAGAGGAAAACGAUGAAGGGUAUGAAAUAAUGGACCCCUCAGUUCCUCAAGAGGUUUGCUUAUAUGAAGAAUUACCACAGGAGAGGGAAAAAGAGCUUUCUAAACACAGUGGUCAAAUGGGAGCCUCAGGGAUAAGUGCAAUCGCCUUGUAUGAUUAUGAAGAAGGUGGUGAUGAUGAGAUCUCAUUCCAACCUCAGGAUCUUAUCACAGAUAUUGAGAUGAUUGAUGAAGGCUGGUGGAGUGGAUCCUGCAGAGGGCAACGCGGGCUCUUUCCUGCUAAUUAUGUGGAGCUUAUCCAGUAAAGCAUUGAAUUUGCUGUUAACAUGCUGUAAAGGGUGAUUCUCAAACACGGUAUAGAGCUUUGCAAGAAAUGAAGAUCCCAAGUGUGAAAUAUGUGAACAUAGAAACGUAGUAUAUGGAAGGAAAUGGUGAAGAAUGUACAGCUUCACCCCAAACCACUAACAUGCACUUUUAAUAAAGAAGCAAAUUCCUACUUUGCUAUUAUUAUUACUACCUGUAAUCAUCUUAACUGCGGGCUUCAAUAAUCCAUCUGAAUAAAGUUUUAAACUUC